Danaus plexippus (monarch butterfly) is the source of this 532-nucleotide messenger RNA. RefSeq lists its product as uncharacterized. The transcript has a single exon. The coding region runs from base 96 to 455 and encodes 119 amino acids. The record is from RefSeq and is a predicted model, not a curated record. Lineage: Eukaryota; Metazoa; Arthropoda; Insecta; Lepidoptera; Nymphalidae.
UAGCAGAAGCGACUAUUGAUGAAUCUGUAAAAGAGGCAAAAGAUUUAGUAGAAUACUACUUAGCCCUGCCAAAGGAUCUAUUUCCUAAUGCACGGAUGUUAGCAAUGGACCCGAAUUUCAUAAUAGAUGAAUUCUGCAAAAUACCUGAUAUAAGUGAAGACGUUUCAUGGAUAUUAGAUUUAGAGUUCGGUAUACCAAGAGCACCAGUUACCAGGGCCAUAGCCGUUUACGAUGUCAAAUUUAACAGUAUCCAUUGCAAGAACACUCCCCGAGCAAUUCAUCCCGGUUUUGAGAAAUGUCACGAGGACUUUAAACGGGUGCUGCUCUUCUAUUACGACUGUAUCGUAUCUACUUGGUACAACGGAUAUAUUAUUAUGAAUUAUGACAGAUCCGUGGAGAAUUUCCAGUCAUGGCUGCUGAUACCAAUGCAGAUGUUUGGAAUGUGUUGGCCCUAGCAUGCACGCAUGAAAUGUAAUCAUAAGAUUAAGCAUGGUAUGUUAUAAUUACGAUGAAUGUAAAUAAAUAUUGUCAU